Molecule: messenger RNA, 4414 nt
Organism: Synchiropus splendidus (mandarinfish)
Lineage: Eukaryota; Metazoa; Chordata; Actinopteri; Syngnathiformes; Callionymidae
Gene: grik5
Product: glutamate receptor, ionotropic, kainate 5
Exons: 22
Coding region: 735-3938 (1067 amino acids)
Biological process (GO): monoatomic ion transport; modulation of chemical synaptic transmission; synaptic transmission, glutamatergic
Cellular component (GO): presynaptic membrane; kainate selective glutamate receptor complex; postsynaptic membrane
Molecular function (GO): kainate selective glutamate receptor activity; transmitter-gated monoatomic ion channel activity involved in regulation of postsynaptic membrane potential
Source: RefSeq, a predicted model, not a curated record
GCAAGGGGAGAGACAGAGAGGAGAGAGGCAUGAGGGGAGGGUGACUAAGUGAAUGCAGUUUGCCAUCGUGCGUCGCCGAAUCCUCGCGAAGUCUCCAGGAAGGCGAAUGGACUGGAUCUGAAUCAACACAUGGAUGUGGGAAAAGUCCACCUUCACAGCAUGUGAGGACUUCAGGGGAGUACAGGAGUACACAGCAGCCUUUUGUCUCCGCACCAAACAGCACUGUGAUGAACCCAAUGGUGAGCCAGAGGAAAAUUACGGACAAGUCAUUUCUCACCCUUGGAACCUAGAGACACGACUCUCAGCGCUCGGACUGCCUUGGAUUACACCUAUUCAAAAGUGCCGGUCUGUGUGUGUGUGUGUGUGUGCGUGUGUCCGAGUGUAUGUGUGCGUUAGCUGAUAAUAGCAGACUCAUUGGUAUUCAGUGGAGGGAGCUCCAGGAUCUCGCUGCGCCUUUCCCCAGGAUGGGAUCACAGAGCAGGGAUUGUGCUCGCCUGUGGAGAGACCACUGAAAUGGAAAAUAAACACUGGAAUCUGCUAGAAUCCUUCUAUCCCCGAUGACACGCUGUGAACCCCCGAGGCCGAGCCCCUUCGGCUGAAGUGCUAAAAAGCCGGCGGUCUCUCAUUUUGAUGCCUGUGUUGACUCACCAGCGCCACGCUCCUGAUACCAUCUGAUUCAUGCCUGUGGUGGUACAGGCAGCCAGCAGACCGUUCUCCAUGAGGAGCAGUAGAAGAUGCCGGCUCUGCCAGCACUGCUGCUGUCGAUACACGUCCUCUCCUUCCUGCUAGUCACCAUGCCGCCACGCUCCCUCAGUCAAACCCCUCUGCUCUCCUCCGUUCGCAUGGCGGCGAUCCUGGAUGACCAGUCUGUGUGUGGGCGUGGCGAGCGGCUGGCGCUGGCUCUGGCCCGGGAGAACAUCAACAGCAUGAUGGAGAGUCCGGCCCGGGCUCGAGUGGAAGUGGACAUCUACGAGUUGCAAAAGGAUUCCCAGUAUGACACUACUGACACCAUGUGUCAGAUUCUACCCAAAGGCGUCGUCUCUGUGAUCGGUCCCGCCUCCAGCCCCGCCUCUGGCUCCACUGUCAGUCACAUAUGUGGAGAAAAAGAGAUCCCUCAUGUGAAGAUUGGGCCAGAGGAAACUCCUCGCCUCCCGUACCUCCGCUUUGCCUCCGUCACUCUGUAUCCCAGCAACGAGGACCUCAGCUUGGCCAUCGGGGCCAUCCUGCGCUCUUUCAGCUACCCAUCGGCCAGUCUGGUCUGUGCCAAGGCCGAGUGCCUGUUGAGAUUGGAGGAACUGGUUCGGCGCUUUCUCAUCUCCCGGGAGACGCUGUCAGUCAGGAUGCUGGAUGACAACCUCGAUCCAACGCCGCUGCUGAAGGAAAUCCGCGACGACAAAGUGGCGACCAUCAUCAUCGAUGCCAACGCGACGGUCUCCUAUCACAUCCUGAAGAAGGCGUCAGAGCUGGGGAUGACAUCAGCAUUUUACAAGUACAUCCUCACCACAAUGGACUUUCCCCUGUUGAGACUGGACGAUAUAGUGAACGAUCAGUCCAACAUCGUGGGCUUCUCCAUGUUCAACACGACCCACCCCUUCUACUUGGAGUUCAUCAGGAGCCUCAAUCUCUCCUGGCGGGAGGGCUGUGACCUCACAUAUCCCGGCCCUGCGCUCUCCUCAGCGCUGAUGUUUGAUGCGGUUCAUGUGGUUGUGGGGGCGGUGAGGGAAUUGAACCGCAGUCAGGAGAUAGGUGUGAAGCCACUCAGCUGUACCUCACCCCAGAUCUGGCAACACGGGACCAGCCUCAUGAACUACCUUCGCAUGGUGGAGUAUGAUGGCUUGACAGGCCGUGUGGAGUUUAACAGCAAAGGUCAGAGGACCAACUACACCCUGCGGAUCCUGGAGAAGCACCGAGGAGGCCACAAAGAGAUUGGGAUCUGGUACUCCAACAACACACUGGCGAUGAACUCCACCAGCCUGGAUAUCAACGUGUCGGAGACGCUGGCAAACAAGACACUUAUUGUCACCACCAUUCUGGAGAACCCGUACGUGAUGCGUAAAGACAACUACCAGGACUUCCAGGGUAACGACCAGUACGAAGGCUUCUGCGUGGACAUGCUGCGGGAGCUGGCGGACAUCUUGAAAUUCUCCUUCAAGAUCAAGCUGGUGGAUGACGGCCUGUAUGGGGCCCCGGAGCCCAACGGCUCGUGGACCGGGAUGGUUGGCGAACUCAUCAACAGGAAAGCAGACCUGGCUGUGGCCGGCUUCACCAUCACGUCAGAGAGGGAGAAAGUUAUUGACUUCUCUAAGCCUUUCAUGACCCUUGGGAUCAGCAUCUUGUACCGAGUUCAUCUGGGGCGGAAGCCGGGUUACUUCUCCUUCCUGGAUCCCUUCUCUCCAGCUGUCUGGCUCUUCAUGCUGCUCGCCUACCUGGCUGUCAGCUGCGUGCUCUUCCUCGCUGCAAGAUUGAGCCCCUACGAGUGGUACAACCCUCACCCUUGUCUACGAGAGCGCAGAGACAUGUUGGAGAAUCAGUACACGCUGGGUAACAGCCUGUGGUUCCCUGUUGGAGGCUUCAUGCAGCAGGGAUCAGAGAUAAUGCCCAGAGCUCUGUCGACCAGAUGUGUGAGUGGAGUUUGGUGGGCAUUCACCCUCAUCAUUAUCUCCUCCUACACGGCCAACCUGGCUGCCUUUCUCACUGUUCAGAGGAUGGAGGUUCCUAUUGAGUCCCCGGAUGACCUGGCCGACCAGACCAACAUCGAGUACGGAACCAUUCACGGAGGGAGCACCAUGACGUUCUUCAUGAACUCCCGCUACCAGACCUACCAGCGCAUGUGGAACUACAUGAACUCCAAGCUCCCCAGUGUAUUUGUGAAAAGCACAGAGGAAGGCAUAGCCCGCGUUCUCAACUCCAAGUACGCCUUCCUGAUGGAGAGCACCAUGAAUGAGUACCACCGCGGCCUCAACUGCAAUCUCACCCAGAUCGGCGGCCUGUUGGACACCAAGGGAUACGGCAUCGGCAUGCCGCUUGGGUCCCCGUUCAAAGAAGAGAUCACGCUGGCUAUCCUCCAGCUCCAGGAGAACAACCGUCUGGAGAUACUGAAGCGGCGGUGGUGGGAAGGAGGCCAGUGUCCCAAAGAGGAGGACCACCGUGCCAAGGGUCUGGGCAUGGAGAACAUUGGGGGCAUCUUUGUGGUGCUGAUCUGUGGCCUCAUCAUUGCCGUGUUUGUGGCUAUAAUGGAGUUUGUGUGGUCCACCCGCCGCUCGGCAGAGAGCGAUGAGGUAUGCCCCCAUACCUGCCCUCGUCGACCCCACAGACACACCCCAGUGUCUGUCUGUCAAGAGAUGAUCACAGAGUUCCGAAACGCCGUCUCCUGUAAGAAAAGCUCGCGCCUGCGUCGUCGCCGGCCGCUGAGCAGCUCGGCCGCCUUGCGCCACCCGGCACGUAUCGCGCUGGGGGCCCCUCGCCCCCUACGCUUGGUCCGGGAGAUGCGCCUCAGCAACGGCAAGCUCUACAGCGGAGCCGGCCCCCUGACAGGGGGAGCGGGAGGAGGGCCGUCAGAUCUCGGUCCCGGACCCCAGCGGAUCCUGGACGACCCCCUGGGAACCAACACCACUCCUCCUCCUCCCCCUGCCCCGACCCCGGUGAUGCUGCCCGCCCGCAGCUGCACCCAUGUGAGGAUUUGCCAGGAGUGCCGGAGGAUCCAGAGCCUGAGACCGGGCAGCAGUAUAGGAUCCACAUCUACAAGAAUACCCCCUUCCUCAGCACCGCUGCCUCGGCUUCCUCCGCCUCCUCCACCGUCCUCGUCCAACACAGACAGUGAGGGAGGAGGGGGCCCCAGUCCAAGGCGGCUACACCACAGUCCGUCCGCUCAUACCCCUCGGACCCUUCCACUCCCACAGAAAAGCAACACAGCAGAUCUGCUGGGGGAUCAAGCUUGAAUCCAGAGGCCAGGAGAGGAGGGUGUCUAAGAGGGAAGGGGCGGGAACAUGUCAGUGAUCAGACUGCUGCAACCAUCACUGUUCAGCUGGGUCCAUUGGAGGGCAGGCAGAUGAAGAUGAAACCACCUCAGAGCGGAGAACAAGGAGUAUGGGGUCUCCACGGCAGCGACCGACGUCAGGUCAGCUUUCAACAGACUCCAGAAACGCUUGCUCGGACCAAUCCGAUGGGAUAUGCACCUGACCAGAUGAUGGUUUUUACUGAUCCCUCCUUUCUUCUCUUUCAUCCUCCCUCCGCCUCAAAUGGGAGGGAUAGAAAACGCCCCCUCCGACAAACUGUGUCUGUAUGUGACUAAAAUCUGCGACUUCAAAACUUUGGGAGAAUUAUUUCCUGUUGUUUUUAUUUUAAUUUCUGUCUUGUUUUUUUUUUUUUUUUUACCAUUGUUCUAAGUGGGAGUUAAAAUAAAGACUAAAUGUGA